Molecule: messenger RNA, 777 nt
Organism: Amphimedon queenslandica
Lineage: Eukaryota; Metazoa; Porifera; Demospongiae; Haplosclerida; Niphatidae
Product: leptin receptor gene-related protein-like
Exons: 7
Coding region: 64-507 (147 amino acids)
Biological process (GO): late endosome to vacuole transport via multivesicular body sorting pathway
Cellular component (GO): endosome
Source: RefSeq, a predicted model, not a curated record
CUACGUUCUAAGGCGUGGUCGCCACGCCCACGAUACUUAUUCAGCAAGAGAGAUAAACAGAUCAUGGAGUUAAAGUGUAAUAAAGGAUUUUUAAUUUUAAUAGGGUUAGCCUUAUCUGCUACAAUAGGGAUCAUAUUAUUGUUUGUUGGUUGUGCCUUACAUUAUGAAUCAGCUAAUGAAGGAAUAGUAAACUGGUGGGGUCUAUUUGUUCUUAUUUUUUAUCUCCUUGCUCCUGUGCCGCUCACAUUGGCCAAGCUAUGUACUGUGAGAGAAUGUGCAUCAGAAGAAAGCCUUAAAGUGCUGUACGAUAUUUGUUAUUUUAUCUCGGCAUGCAUAGUUGUGUCUGGAUUUGGUCUACCAGCUGUAAUGGCAAGGAACAUGAUUAUUGAGUAUGGUGCUGCUGGUAUCAUUGGUGGUGCUAAUAUUUUUGUUUUCUCAACUGUCUAUGCUUUCUUUGCAUUCUUCACACGAGAAGAAGAAUGGGAUUGGACAUCAGAUGACUGGUGACCAGCAUAACUCAGUGUUGCUCUCUCUAUCUCUGUGUCUCUGUGUCUCUAUCUCUCCAUGUAUCUCCUCUCUCUAUCUCUUUGUCCUGCAUGUGCUGUAAAGAAAAUGAAUUUUUAAAUAUCUAUACUCAGUUGUAGUUAUAAUUAUUGUCUGUCUAUGCUAUAUUUUCUCAUGGGAACUGCUAUUCCACUUCCAUUAAUAAUUUAUUGUUCAGUUUAACAUUCAAUAAAACAAUACUUCUUGUUUUAAUUUAUGUUAUAAUGAUUGAAA